UAGAUUUCCAUUGAAGUAUCAACUAACCAAUUUCGCUCUAAUCUAAAAUGGCAACCACGAGAAGAUCAAUUGCGAUCGUACUAAUCUCGGUGGCAGCUCUGAUUGUGAAUAUGGCGGAGUCUGCAGCGACUCCAGCAGUGGAUUGUACAAGCCUAGUUCUAAGCAUGGCAGAUUGUCUUUCGUACGUGACCGCCGGUAGCACAACGGUGAAGCCAGAAGGUACCUGCUGCUCCGGCCUCAAAUCGGUACUCAAAACCGACGCUGAAUGUUUAUGCGAAGCGUUCAAAAACAGCGCACAGUUUGGAGUCGUCUUAAACGUCACUAAAGCAUUAGCCCUUCCUUCUGCUUGCCGCGUUUCCGCUCCUUCCGUCAAUAACUGUGGCUUGGUAAAUACCGCUCCAAGCCUUCAUGCUCCUGCUCCGGAUAAUGCAGUUUUGGCGCCAUCCAUCUCUCCAGCGGCGGUGGACAUAUCUCCUUCACCAUCAUUGUCGAGCGCAAAUGAGGCAUCGCCUUCCAUGGCUCCGUCAAAAGCAAGUUCAGGCUCAUCGACUCUUUGCGUUUCAGCUGGAUCUUUUGUUGUGGCAAUAAUGGCAAGUUUAAUCUUCUAUUCUUUUUGAGAGUUCUUGACCACUUGUGAGGAAUUAUUUAAUGUUUGCUCUCAUAUAUUUAUUUAGUAAAGAUCAUUUUGUGAUGAUUAUAUGUGUGUGAUUGUUUUGUUGAUUCAUUUUAUGACAUUAUUUUGUACUUCAUAUUUGUUGCUAAUUAAAUACAUAGUUACAAGGA
Molecule: messenger RNA, 783 nt
Organism: Impatiens glandulifera
Lineage: Eukaryota; Viridiplantae; Streptophyta; Magnoliopsida; Ericales; Balsaminaceae
Product: non-specific lipid transfer protein GPI-anchored 11-like
Exons: 2
Coding region: 48-617 (189 amino acids)
Biological process (GO): lipid transport
Molecular function (GO): lipid binding
Source: RefSeq, a predicted model, not a curated record